Messenger RNA from Helobdella robusta, 1599 nucleotides. RefSeq lists its product as hypothetical. The record is from RefSeq and is a predicted model, not a curated record. Bases 1 to 1599 code for a protein of 532 amino acids. NCBI's taxonomy places the organism in Eukaryota, Metazoa, Annelida, Clitellata, Rhynchobdellida, Glossiphoniidae. Gene Ontology annotation, cellular component: heteromeric SMAD protein complex. Gene Ontology annotation, molecular function: RNA polymerase II cis-regulatory region sequence-specific DNA binding; I-SMAD binding; DNA-binding transcription factor activity, RNA polymerase II-specific. The transcript is spliced from 10 exons. Gene Ontology annotation, biological process: regulation of transcription by RNA polymerase II; BMP signaling pathway; SMAD protein signal transduction.
AUGAACCAUCUGGCACCGACCUCAAGUGAUGCAUGCAUCAACAUUGUGCAGAGUUUAAUGUUCUACAGACAGGGUGAGGAUGCAGAGGCAGGUUUCUCAAAGAAGGCCAUAGAAAGUCUGGUGAAGAAGUUGAAGGAGAAGAGGGAGGAGCUGGACAACUUGAUCGCAGCUAUCACAUCAAAUGGAAGUCAGCCAACGAAAUGUGUCACCAUACCGAGGACGCUGGACGGCAGACUACAGGUGGCCAGUCGAAAAGGUUUUCCCCACGUCAUAUACUCUCGGAUAUGGAGAUGGCCCGACGUACAUAAGAAUGAGCUGAAGCACCUGAAGUUCUGUCAGUUUGCGUUCGACCUGAAGCAAGAUGGCAUCUGCGUCAAUCCUUAUCAUUAUGAACGCGUCCCACCCACUGGAUUAGAAUCAAGUUACAUGGUUGAUCAGGCAGCAAACAGGAUAUCGUCGUCUUCGACGUCAUCAUCCUCCAUGGUGAACAGUCGUCACCAUGAUGACGUCAAGGUUACCAAAGAUCCCGAAGACAGCAAGGUUGAUCUCUUUGAUCUGACGAAAAAUAAUAACACUGCUAAUAAUAAAAGCCAAAAGGCCUCAGCAACGACAACAGCAGACGCCACAACAACGUCCUUAUCAGCUGCUAAUUCACCAAGCGGUAGCCUGCAACAGCUACAACAUUCGUUUCACAACAGCUCUCCGACGACGUCAGCCAGUUACAACUUCAUAGCAGCUGAACAACAACAGCAGCAAAUAAACAUUCAUUCAUUUAUUCAUUCGCCCAUUCAUUCAUUCAUUCACCCAGUACCAGAAUUUUGGUGCAGCAUAACUUACUUUGAACUGGAUCAAAAGGUAGGUGAGAUCUUCAAAGUUCCAUCGUCGAAUCACACAAUCUCAGUUGACGGAUACACGGAUCCAUCUAGUCUGGAUAGGUUUUGUUUGGGCAAGUUAACAAACGUUCACAGAACUGAAUCAAUUGAAAAAGCAAGGUUAUACAUUGGCAAAGGGGUGCAGCUGGUGUUAGAAGGAGAGGGUGAUGUGUGGGUGAGGUGUCUCAGUGAGCACAGCAUUUUCGUUCAGAGUUUCUACCUGGACAGAGAGGCAGGGAGAGCACCAGGAGAUGCGGUUCAUAAGAUUUAUCCCGCUGCUUUCAUUAAAGUAUUCGAUUUAAGUCAGUGUCAGAGUCAAAUGCAGCAACUGGUGGUUCAGGCGCAGACGGCUGCUGUGGCCCAGGCGGCUGUCGUCGCCGGCAACUUUCAGAGCCCAAAUAGUGUUGGGUCGUUGGCUCCUGCUAUCAUCGCACACGCACACAAACACACGCACGCACGCAUCACAGGUUUAUCACCGGCAGCAAGCAUUGGAGCCGACGAUCUCAGACGAUUGUGCGUGCUACGUUUAAGUUUUGUGAAGGGCUGGGGUCUGGACUACCCACGACCGACUAUAAAGGACACGCCCUGUUGGAUUGAGGUGCAGUUGAAUCGGCCCCUGCAAUUUCUUGACGAGUUUCUUCAAGCUAUGCCGAUGUCGAAUGGUGUCGCGAGUACUGUGACUUCUGGUGCUGCUGCUGCUAAUGGAGGGAGGAAUUAUAUGUGCUGA